This is a messenger RNA of Chelmon rostratus (copperband butterflyfish), 1316 nucleotides long. It is a transcript of the gene clk2b, whose product is annotated as CDC-like kinase 2b. Gene Ontology annotation, biological process: regulation of RNA splicing; protein phosphorylation. The record is from RefSeq and is a predicted model, not a curated record. Lineage: Eukaryota; Metazoa; Chordata; Actinopteri; Chaetodontiformes; Chaetodontidae. The coding region runs from base 62 to 1246 and encodes 394 amino acids. Gene Ontology annotation, cellular component: nucleus. Gene Ontology annotation, molecular function: protein tyrosine kinase activity; ATP binding. The transcript has 11 exons.
UGGAACCUCCCUCUUCUCUUCCACCCAAGCUAAUCUCUCAGUAGCUCUGCACUUCUGCACAAUGGGGAAGACAGAGCUGUACUCUCUCUAUAAGGGUUUUGUGGACUGUAUUUGCCUCUGCCUCUCUCGGAGCAGCCAUGAGGCUGCAGGCGACAACGAGAGGGACACUGAGAAUGGACACCUGAUCUACAAAAGUGGGGACGUCCUCGAGGACAGAUAUGAGAUAGUCGACACUUUAGGUGAGGGAACUUUUGGGAAAGUGGUGCAAUGUUUGGACCACAGCAGUGUUUUAACACACAGAGGAGGAGGUCAAAUUGCUCUGAAGAUCAUUAAGAACUUGGAGAAAUACAGAGAAGCAGCCAAACUGGAAAUCAAUGUGCUGGAGAAGAUCAGCGAGAGGGAUCCGCACAACAAGCAUCACUGUGUGCAGAUGCUGGACUGGUUUGACUACUACGGUCAUGUGUGCAUCUCUUUUGAGCUGCUGUCGCUCAGCACUUUUGACUUCUUGAAAGCAAACAACUUCCUGCCUUAUCCAAUUAACCAGAUCCGACACAUGGCCCACCAGAUCUGCCACGCUGUCAGCUUUCUCCAUGACAACAAGCUGACUCACACCGACCUGAAGCCUGAGAACAUCCUCUUUGUCAACUCAGACUACUCCCUCAUAUACAACGCUGAGAAGAAGUGCAACGAGAGGAGAGUAAAUGACACCACAGUGCGGCUGAUUGACUUUGGUAGCGCCACCUUCGACCACGAACACCACUCUGUCGUCAUCUCUACACGUCACUACCGGGCUCCAGAGGUCAUUCUGGAGUUGGGUUGGAGUCACCCUUGUGAUGUGUGGAGUAUUGGCUGCAUGCUGUUUGAAUACCACGAAGGCUUCACACUGUACCAGACUCAUGACAAUAAGGAGCAUCUUGCUAUGAUGGAGAGAAUACACGGAGCGAUUCCUCAGAGAAUGAUCCAGAGGAGCAGAAAGCAGAAGUAUUUCCACCGUGGGCGUCUCGACUGGAGCGAGUGCUCCAAGGCCGGACGCUAUGUGAAAGCCAAGUGCAAACCAUUACGGAAGUACUUGUUGUCACACAGCACAGAGCAACACCACUUUUUUAAUCUCUUGGAGAGGAUGCUGGAGUACGAGCCCUCAAAACGCAUCUCUCUCUCCUCCGCUCUGUGUCACCCCUUCUUCCUGCCCCUCCAUCAUCCAGGAAGGAGUCAAGUCUGGAGGGACAGCUGUGACAUGAGCAGAUGACCCCGAACAGCCACUUGACUUUGUGAGGACCACACCAGUGUGUUUGCAAGUUUUAGUUUCUCAGUUACAA